This is a messenger RNA of Brassica napus (rape), 1608 nucleotides long. Its product is annotated as blue-light photoreceptor PHR2. The coding region runs from base 106 to 1461 and encodes 451 amino acids. Gene Ontology annotation, molecular function: DNA binding; FAD binding. The transcript is spliced from 4 exons. Gene Ontology annotation, biological process: photoreactive repair. NCBI's taxonomy places the organism in Eukaryota, Viridiplantae, Streptophyta, Magnoliopsida, Brassicales, Brassicaceae. The record is from RefSeq and is a predicted model, not a curated record.
GACUAAACAGAAAUGAAGAAAAAGAGGUAGAGAAUCGACGAUAGCUUAUCGUCCUCACUCUACAGACACAGAGUCUUCUCUUCUCUUGUCUUCUAAUCCCAAAAAAUGGAAUCGAAGGUGGUAGUAGACGCAGAAACGAAAUCCACAGAAGAAGAAGAAGCACUCGCCAUUGUCACUUCUCCUUCUCUACCAAUCGCCUCGCUAUCUCUCUCCUUCUCUCCCUUAUCAACCACAACAACACAGUUUAGAUUCUCACACCUCUUCGCUCAUCAUCCAAACAAGGUCAAGAUCCCAACGCAGGCCUCUUACCUCACACACCUCUCCCUUUCCUCCCUUUCUCCUUCUCCUUCCCGAGUCUCCUCCUUCAAAUCCACCUUCUCCGCUAACCCCUUCCACUCCCCUCUCUCCAUCGUCCCGCGCCGCCCCGUCGACCCCUCCUCCGCCGCCGCCCUCCGCCGAUCCGCCGUCGUCUGGUUCCGAAACGACCUCCGCGUCCACGACAAUGAGUGUCUCAACUCCGCCAACGACGAGUGCCUCUCCCUUCUCCCCGUUUACUGCUUCGACCCUCGCGACUACGGCAAAUCCUCCUCCGGCUUCGACAAGACUGGUCCCUUCCGCGCCCAGUUUCUCAUCGAGUCCGUCUCCGAGCUCCGGAAGAAUCUCGAGGCCAGAGGGUCGAACCUCGUCGUCAGGGUCGGGAAACCGGAAGCUGUUCUGGUGGAAUUGGCUAAGGAGAUCGGAGCAGACGCGAUUUACGCUCACAGGGAAGUGUCUCACGACGAGGUUAAGGCGGAAGGGAAGAUAGAGAGUGCUAUGAAGGAGGAAGGCGUUGAAGUUAACUACUUUUGGGGAAGCACUCUCUAUCACUUGGACGACUUGCCGUUCAAAGUUGAAGACUUGCCUUCGAACUACGGAGCGUUCAAGGAUAAAGUUCAGAAGCUUGAGAUUAGGAAGACGAUCGCAGCUUUGGAUCAGUUGAAAAGCUUGCCCUCUCGAGGAGAUGUUCAGCUUGGCGAUAUUCCUUCUCUCUUGGACCUCGGCAUCAACCCUAGUGCCAGAACCAGCCAGGAGGGGAAACCGACCAUGGUUGGAGGAGAGACAGAGGCGUUGACUAGGCUAAAGAGCUUUGCAGCUGAUUGUCAAGCUCGUUUGGCCAAGGGAGGCAAUCAGAAAGGAGGGAAUAACAGUGUGUUUGGUGCAAACUUCUCUUGCAAGAUCUCUCCUUGGUUAGCCAUGGGAAGCAUCUCUCCUCGUUCCAUGUUUGAUGAGCUCAAGAAAACUAUUUCUGCUUCAACCACCCCUUCAGCUCCAAGGAACGGACCAGGAGAUACGGGAUUGAACUGGCUGAUGUAUGAGUUGCUAUGGAGAGAUUUCUUCAGGUUUAUAACGAAGAAGUACAGCUCGGCCAAGACGCAGGUGGAGGCUGGUCCUGCUACAGCCUGUACCGGCGCUCUUGCUUAAAACCUUCAAAAUUAUAACCCAUAUCUGGUCUAUCCCAUAGUUUUUGUGGUUGUGAAUUUAUCUGAGGCAGGACUUAACUGCUACAUCUUUUGAAACCUGAGAAUGUCCGGAGAAUUGAAUCAUAAGCUCAUUUUGUUUGCUUGAUCA